Messenger RNA from Cyprinodon variegatus (sheepshead minnow), 4410 nucleotides. It is a transcript of the gene sema5a, whose product is annotated as sema domain, seven thrombospondin repeats (type 1 and type 1-like), transmembrane domain (TM) and short cytoplasmic domain, (semaphorin) 5A. Gene Ontology annotation, biological process: axon guidance; negative regulation of axon extension involved in axon guidance; semaphorin-plexin signaling pathway. The record is from RefSeq and is a predicted model, not a curated record. The transcript is spliced from 22 exons. Gene Ontology annotation, molecular function: chemorepellent activity; semaphorin receptor binding. Lineage: Eukaryota; Metazoa; Chordata; Actinopteri; Cyprinodontiformes; Cyprinodontidae. Bases 467 to 3703 code for a protein of 1078 amino acids.
GCAGCAGCUCAUCUGGCUGUCUUUCCCUUUGCAUCAGCAGCCAUUACAGCUGACACAUAAAACUUUUUUUUUGCGUUUUCAAGCUGCAAGUGUUUUUUUUUUUGUGUGUGUGUGUUGUUUUUACCUCUCCGUUACAGAGUGGAGGCAUUCCUUGCGUGACAGUGGGUGUCCGAUUACCAACCGUGUGCCGCGCGGCUGGGACCCGUCAAGGAGCGCUCCCUGCAGAGACAGAGGACGUUUUUAUUCUUAUUUCUAACGUGAUCGACACUCUUAAAGACACACAAGCUCUAAGGAUACUUCAUCUCCAGCCUGCCUGUAUUCUAUGUUACCUCACCACUCUUCUCUCCGGGACAAGACACGCAGCUCAGCUCAAUACUAGAUGAACGGGAGUUGGACACUUUACUCGGUGUUUCCUAUGGUCUUGGUCUCUGAGGCCUGAGGAGAAACAAGCCAAGCCCAGGCCCCCAUGGGACGCCAUUUUACCCAGCAUGCACUGCUGCUGCUGCAGUGCAUGUUGGUCCUACAUCUUUGCAGUGUGGCCAGUAGGAGAGGACCGGUGCUACUACCUGAAUCUCCCUGCCACAAGACAGAGCACCCCCUGAUCCCACAUUCAGAGAUGGAGCCAUGGAUCUUCAGGUUCAAAGCAGAGGGCACGGUGGAUUAUUCACAACUGACCUUUGACCCUGGCCAGAAUGAAUUGAUUGUCGGUGCCAGAAAUCACCUCUUCAGGCUUAACCUUGAAGACUUGACAUUAAUCCAGGAGGCUGAAUGGCACUGUGAUGAGUUCACCAAGGGAGCCUGCUUCAGCCGUGGAAAAUCCGAGGAGGAGUGCCAGAACUACAUUAGGGUACUACUGGUUAAUGGGAACAGACUGUUUACGUGUGGAACCAAUGCAUUUACCCCCAUCUGCACCAACCGUACGCUGACUAACCUAACAGAGAUCCAUGAUCAGAUCAGCGGAAUGGCCCGAUGUCCCUACAACCCUCUGCAUAACUCCACCGCCCUAAUCACGUCUAGUGGGGAGCUCUAUGCCGCUACCGCUAUGGACUUUUCUGGCCGAGACCCGGCCAUCUACCGCAGCCUUGGCGGACUGCCGCCCUUACGCACCGCACAGUACAACUCAAAAUGGCUUAAUGAGCCAAAUUUCGUCUCCUCUUAUGACAUCGGCAACUUCACUUACUUCUUCUUCCGAGAAAAUGCAGUGGAGCAUGACUGUGGAAGGACUGUGUUUUCCCGAGCCGGCCGCGUCUGCAAAAAUGACAUUGGUGGACGCUUCCUACUGGAAGACACGUGGACCACCUUUAUGAAAGCCAGGCUGAACUGCUCCAGACCCGGAGAAAUCCCCUUCAAUUACAACGAGCUGCAGGGGACCUUCUACCUGCCAGAGCUUGAGCUGCUCUAUGGGAUUUUUACAACUAAUGUAAACAGCAUUGCUGCAUCUGCAGUGUGUGCCUUCAAUCUCAGUGCCAUAUCCCAAGUUUUUAAUGGACCCUUCAAGUACCAGGAAAGUUCACGAUCAGCUUGGCUGCCCUACCCAAACCCCAACCCAAACUUUCAGUGCGGCACCAUCAACUCUGGCUCUUAUGUGAACCUAACUCAACGAAACCUGCAGGACGCACAGAAGUUUCUACUGAUGCACGAGGUGGUCCAGCCUGUGGUUCCUGUUCCUUAUUUCAUGGAAGACAAUGUCCGCUUCAGUCAUAUUGCAGUUGAUGUGGUGCAAGGGAAAGACACACUUUUCCACAUCAUUUAUUUGGCCACUGAUUAUGGCACUAUCAGAAAAGUGCUGUCUCCUCUCAACCAGUCCACAGGGAGCUGCCUAUUGGAAGAGAUCGAGUUGUUCCCGCCCAGGAAGAGGCAGCCGAUACGGAGCUUGCUGAUCCUGCACAGCCGCAGCGAGCUUUACGUGGGCUUUAGGGACCAGGUCAUCAAGAUCCCUCUGAAGAGGUGUAGCUACCACAAGAGCAGAGAAGCAUGUGUAGGAGCCAGGGACCCAUACUGUGGAUGGGAUUUGUUGCUGAAAAAAUGCACCACUCUGGAAAAAAGUGUCAGAAUGAGCCAGUGGGAGCAGAGCAUCACAAAAUGUCCGGUCCGUAAUGUCACGGUCGAUGGAGGUUUUGGUGCUUGGUCAGGCUGGUCCGCCUGCACCCACAACGAUGGAGGCAGCGCAGGGGCUUGUCUUUGUCGAACACGAGCCUGCGAUAACCCCGCCCCUCAAUGUGGUGGCCAGAAGUGCUAUGGGAUCAGUGUUGAAGUUGCCAACUGCUCCAGAAAUGGAGCUUGGACUCCCUGGACCUCCUGGUCGCCUUGCAGCACCAGCUGUGGCAUAGGCUUCCAGGUGCGUCAACGCUCGUGCAGUAACCCAACCCCUCGCCAUGGCGGUAGAGUGUGUGUAGGACAGAACCGUGAGGAGAGGUACUGUAAUGAACACCUGCCCUGCCCUCCUCAUGUGUACUGGUCGGCCUGGUCGUCUUGGGAACGUUGUAAUGUGCCCUGUGGCGGAGGCAUCCAAUCACGACGUAGAACCUGUGAGAAUGGCGAUGACUGUCCAGGGUGUGGUCAGGAGUACCAAUCUUGCAACACUCUGCCGUGUCCAGACCUAAAAAAGACGACACCCUGGACUCCGUGGACCCCGGUCAAUAUUUCUGACAAUGGAGGCCACUAUGAGCAGCGUUUCCGCUACACCUGCAAAGCGCGGAUCCCCGACCCAAGUCUCCUGGAAGUAGGAAGACAGAGGAUUGAAAUGCGCUAUUGCUCCAGCGAUGGGUCCACUGGCUGCUCCACUGACGGUGAAGUACUUCGCCUGGGGAGAAUCUCUGGCCACAUCGUGAAUGGUGGCUGGUCAUCUUGGAGUUCUUGGUCUCAGUGUAGCAGAGACUGCAGUCGGGGAAUUCGGAGCCGAAAGAGGACCUGCAGCAGCCCAGAGCCACGUUAUGGGGGUCAGACCUGCCUGGGCCCUGCACAGGAGUUCCAGGAGUGUAACGUCACUCCCUGUCCAGUGGAUGGCAGUUGGUCCUGCUGGUCAUCAUGGUCUAAGUGCUCUGUGACCUGUGGAGGAGGACACUACAUGAGGACCAGAACCUGCAAUAACCCUCCCCCAGCGUACGGAGGAGACAUCUGCCUGGGACUCCAUACAGAGGAAGCACUAUGCAACACACAGGCUUGUCCAGAGAGCUGGUCCAGCUGGUCUGAGUGGUCCCACUGUGACUCCAGCGGCGCCCAGCUGCGAGUGCGUCACUGCAAUGUCCUUUUCCCCACUGGUAACCAGUGCUCAGGAAACAGCAGCGAGACGAGGCCCUGCUCUCCUGACUCCAACUUUAUACCAGAAGUCUCCAUUGCACGGUCCAGUCAGGAGGAGAGGCACUGCGGAGAUUUCAACCUAUUCCACAUGAUCGCUGUGGGCCUCAGCAGCUCGAUCCUUGGCUGCCUGGUCACCCUGCUCGUCUACUCCUACUGCCAGCAUUACCAGCAGCAGUCUCAUGAUGCCACCGUCAUCCACCCCAUCUCUGCCGCACCGCUCAAUACCAGCAUCACCAACCACAUCAACAAGCUGGACAAAUAUGACACGGUGGAAGCCAUUAAGGGUUUCAACAAAAAUAAUCUGAUUCUGGAGGAAAGGAAUAAGUACUUCAACCCACAGCUUGCCGGGAAGACAUAUACCAAUGCAUACUUCUCUGAUCUCAACACCUAUGAUGACUAUUAACCCCAGACUUUUCUAGUGGAGAUCAUUACCCUGUUGUCAAUUAUGACUGUUUCAACACUCCUCGUGCUUUGCAUCAGAUCUGUAAAAGAUUAUGUAUGUGGUUCAGUCCCACUAUGAAACUCGAUGGCAGCUGGUAUGUAAUGAAAACACACUCUGGUUUUGCCCACUAAAGGAAAUGCCUACUUUCUCUCUGGUGCCUUGGGGUACAUUUGGAAAAUUUGGACUCACAAAAGAGAAAUAAACAACUGGAUCUCCGUUGCUGCAGACACUUUGGGGAGUGUCAUCCCAUCUAAGGUUUUUUUGUUUUUUUUCUGAUGCCCCCUAAGACAGCCCUGUAUGUGUAAUGAUGGAAGAGGACUACAAAUUGCUUUGCAUGACUUCAUCUGAUGUGUUUGCUUUGUUGUUCCGCUGCAAUUUGCAUGAUGGAUCACAUUCCAGGGUUCCAGAGACAGUUUUUUUAUGCUGCUCUUGUUUAUGGGAUUAGCUUCAGAAGUCUUAAAGCAAGUCUUCUGUUGGAAUGACCAAUGGUUUCUAACAUUUGCUACAACAGCAAUGUUCAAUCUGACAGUUGGAUCAGUGUCCAGCUCCAGUCGUAGAAUCAGGAUGUAGAUAUUUGAUGUCUGUGAACAUAGUUUAUCCUAUUGUUUUACUUUGUUCUGUUGUUUUUCCAGCAGCUAAAAAAGCAAGCUAUCAGUGUAAAAAAAAAA